CGCCCAUCGCGCCCGAGGAAGAAGCCGACUGCAGCCUCUCUCUCCUAUAUAAUAGCCCCGGCCUCGCCAGCCGCCACCUCACCCCAAGAAAAUUCCCCACCACGCGGACGCACCGCUCUCUUUCUCUCUCCCUCUCUCUCUGCCCGUCUCGUGUUCGCGCGCGCGCGUGUGGGGGUGGCAAUGGCGGGGCGGAGCGAGCUGGUGGUGAGCUUCGGGGAGAUGCUGAUAGACUUCGUGCCGACGGUGGCCGGGGUGUCGCUGGCGGAGGCGCCGGCGUUCGUCAAGGCGCCCGGGGGCGCGCCCGCCAACGUCGCCAUCGCGGUGGCGCGGCUCGGCGGCGGGGCCGCGUUCGUGGGGAAGCUGGGCGACGACGAGUUCGGCCGGAUGCUCGCGGCCAUCCUCCGCGACAACGGCGUCGACGACGGCGGCGUCGUGUUCGACGCCGGGGCGCGCACGGCGCUCGCCUUCGUCACGCUCCGCGCCGACGGGGAGCGCGAGUUCAUGUUCUACCGCAACCCCAGCGCCGACAUGCUCCUCACCCACGCCGAGCUCAACGCCGAGCUCAUCAAGAGGGCUGCCGUAUUCCAUUAUGGAUCAAUAAGCUUGAUUGCUGAGCCCUGCCGGUCAGCACAUUUGCGUGCCAUGGAGAUUGCCAAAGAAGCUGGUGCGCUGCUGUCUUAUGACCCGAAUCUUAGGGAGGCAUUGUGGCCGUCCCGUGAGGAGGCUCGCACCCAGAUCUUAAGCAUCUGGGACCAGGCAGACAUUGUCAAGGUCAGUGAGGUCGAGCUUGAGUUCUUGACUGGCAUCGACUCGGUGGAGGAUGAUGUUGUCAUGAAGCUGUGGCGGCCUACCAUGAAGCUCCUCCUUGUUACUCUUGGAGAUCAAGGGUGCAAGUACUAUGCCAGGGAUUUCCGUGGAGCUGUCCCAUCCUACAAGGUACAGCAAGUUGAUACAACAGGUGCAGGUGAUGCGUUUGUUGGUGCUCUGCUCCGAAAAAUUGUCCAAGAUCCAUCAUCAUUGCAAGAUCAGAAGAGGCUUGAGGCAGCAAUUAAAUUUGCCAAUGCAUGUGGAGCAAUCACCACCACAAAGAAAGGGGCAAUCCCAUCACUGCCCUCUGAAGUUGAGGUCUUGCAGCUGAUGGAGAGUGCUUAGAUCAAUCAGUAGCAUUAUGGUUCACUACCUUCCAACUUCUGCAGAUUGUAUUGUAUGCUGAUCUGGAUCCAGGAGCAGGGGUUACUCCAAGAUACCUACCUUUUUGUUGCCCAGCUUCCCUUUCUGAAAGGGGGUUUUGAUUUGGAACUCUAAUUUGAAUAAGCAGAGCCGUUCUAUGCCACAGUGUCUACUAUAUGAUUAAAUAAUCGGUCCUUAACUGUAGUGCAUCAUUCUUUUUAUAACUGAAUCCUUGUUCCUUGCUGUAUGAUCUUCUUUGGGUUUCAUAUGUAUGGUGAUCUUGCCCUGAAGAGUAGUGUUUGCUCCAAAA
Messenger RNA from Oryza brachyantha (malo sina), 1480 nucleotides. Its product is annotated as fructokinase-1. The record is from RefSeq and is a predicted model, not a curated record. Gene Ontology annotation, biological process: fructose metabolic process. The transcript has 4 exons. Gene Ontology annotation, cellular component: cytosol. Bases 181 to 1152 code for a protein of 323 amino acids. Gene Ontology annotation, molecular function: fructokinase activity. Lineage: Eukaryota; Viridiplantae; Streptophyta; Magnoliopsida; Poales; Poaceae.